GAAUCAGUGUUUACGUAUAUAAGAUACGUUUUAUCUAGAUCAUAUCUUUAUUUUUCAAUUUUAAUUCUAAUUAAGAAAAUUAUGGUGCUACGUUGAAAUUUAACAAGUAGAUCAGCGUCUGCAAACAAAAAGUAGUACCCUAAAGCAGAGGAAAACAUUUACGAGGUUUGACCACAUUAACUAGAAAAGAUGUUCAAUCUACAAAAAUAUGGACUAAAUUGAUGAAGCUACACGGCUUUAAUGCCUCCUACAUAGUACGUCAUCAUUUUCUAUACUUUUAUUAGUAUUUUAUUUAAUAAUCCUUACACAUUUUGUCAUCAUGAACAGAAUAAAGAAUAAUACUAGAAUGCCAAGGAAUUCCGAAAGUACAAAUGAGACCGAUGUACACGCAGAUGUGUGCAGACUCAUUGCGAAUUCGAACAAACCGCCUGAACCUAAAUAUGAAAACUCUUGGACUGCAGGCGUUCAAAUGUUCGUGUCGUUUCUGCUCGCCGGAUAUGGAAUGGUUGCAGCCAGUUUAUUACUUGAUAAAGUACAACAUUGGAAUGUCUUUCAAGUAGUAUCAGAAGUAUACAUUUUAGUUCCAGCUCUGUUAGGUUUAAAAGGAAACUUAGAAAUGACUCUAGCAUCAAGACUGUCUACACACGCUCAUUUAGGACACAUUGAUAACAAUCUUGGGUCAUUGAUUGUGGGAAACAUGUGCCUCAUUCAGUGUCAAGCGGUUCUUGUUGGGUUUUUAGCUGCUAUGGCCGCAGUGGCUAUGGGUUGGAUACCUGAUGGCCAGUUUGAUAUCCAUCAUGCCAUGUUACUAUGUGCUUCAAGUGUCUUAACAGCUUCAUUUGCAAGUCUGGUGCUUGGUUUAAUAAUGAUUGGUGUGAUAGUGCUUUCUAAACAGAUGGACAUAAAUCCUGAUAAUGUAGCUACACCUAUAGCAGCAAGUUUAGGUGAUUUAACAACAUUAGCACUGUUAUCUUGGAUAGCAUCUCUCUUACACAGGACAAUAGGUUCAAGUAUAUUAUUGCCUUCUAUAAUCAUAAUUGGUGGUUUAAUUCUGGUGCCAGUUUGUGGAUACAUAGCGUAUGAGAAUAAAUUCACAAGACAAGCUUUAGAUGAGGGGUGGGUUCCUGUGGUGUCUGCAAUGGUUAUAAGUAGCGCAGGUGGAUUAAUUUUGGACUACACUGUGUCAAAUUAUUCAGGUAUUGCAGUGUUUCAAUUGGUUAUUAAUGGGAUCGGUGGUAACAUGGUAGCAGUCCAUGCAUCUAGACUUUCAACAUCACUGCACACUGGACAGAAAAUGGAUUCAGUUUUGAGCAAUACUACAAAGCUACUAAUGGUUAUGGUUAUCCCGAGUCAACUGAUAUUUAUUCAUACUAUUGAAUAUUUGAAAGCUGGCCAUACUUCUUUAACUCCAAUCUUUAUUCUCAUUUAUAUGUCUGCUGCUCUCCUGCAGGUGUUUCUCUUACUAACAAUAAGUCACUACAUGGUAGUGGGGAUGUGGAAAUUAGGUAUGGAUCCUGAUAAUUCUGCAAUACCAUAUUUAACAGCAUUAGGUGACCUUUUAGGUACAGCAUUAUUAGGUAUAGCCUUCCAUGUUUUAUAUGCUAUUGGUGAUAAAGAUAGUGAUUUAGGUGAUUAAUAUUUACUCAGUAUUAUACUGAAUGCUCAAAUUAUAUAAAAAGACUUGUAUAUAACUACUUGACGAAUCUGUAAUACUGUGCCAUUUGUGUUUUUUCAAUGUUUAUUAAAUGUCUACAUUUUA
Molecule: messenger RNA, 1759 nt
Organism: Papilio polytes (common Mormon)
Lineage: Eukaryota; Metazoa; Arthropoda; Insecta; Lepidoptera; Papilionidae
Product: solute carrier family 41 member 1-like
Exons: 1
Coding region: 320-1636 (438 amino acids)
Biological process (GO): monoatomic cation transport
Cellular component (GO): plasma membrane
Molecular function (GO): monoatomic cation transmembrane transporter activity
Source: RefSeq, a predicted model, not a curated record